UCCAGAACUCUCGUAAGGAACAAUUCGUUCAGCCAUGGAAAAAGAAACAUUGACAAGUGAUGCAAUACCAGUGGUUAAUAUUGCUGAGCAGGACGAGAUAAAUAUCAUCAAUUCACCUAAGGUGAAAGUAGUGGACAUUGAAGCAGCCUUUGAUGGUGAAUUCAUUAAAAUAGAGGAGUCCUUUGAUGCAAAGGGUCGUACCUUCACGGCCGAAUCAAGCUCCACGCCAGAUGAAAAACUAGGACUGAAAAGCUUGUAUAAGAAAAUUUUAGAAAAUCAGAAAGUAGAAGAGGCACUGAAGAGUACCGCUGCCGAAUUAUCUACAGCUCAAGGGGAGUUGGAGCUUUCGAAAUCACAGGUGCAAGAAGUGGAGCAAAGGCUAGCAUCAAAGGAAGCUAGCAUCAAUGAAUUGACAGAAGAAUUGGGAACAUCAACUGCUCGGUAUUCCGACCUUGAGCUAGAACUGAAAAAUGCCAUGGACAAAUGUGCCGAGAAUGAAGGACGAGCCAAUACAAUUCACCGGCGCAGCGUCGAACUUGAGGAUCUAAAGCAGAUAUCACAUGCUAAGGCAGUUGAGGCUGGUAAAAAAGUGAGCGAAUUAGAGUUACUUCUUGAAACAGAAAAAUAUAGGAUGAAGGAACUUGAAGAGCAACGUGGGGCUGCAGAGGCAGAAUUCUUGAAAAACACUCUGAAGGUUUCUGAACUUGAAAGACAACUUGAGGCUGUUCAAGUGAAAAAUUCAAGCCUAGAGGUUGCAUUACAGGCCGCCACUGAAAAGGAAAAAGAACUGCACGAGCACUUGAAUAUUACCACAGAGGAGAACAGAAAUUUAAAAGACACGUUGAAAACCGCAAAUGAGAAGCUAUCUGAAGCCAAAAAUCUCAGGCAUGAAUUGAGUACUUCCCAACAGAAAUUAGAGAGCAUCGAAAAUGACCUCAAGGCUGCACGAAGGAGAGAAAAUGAAGUUACUGAGAAGCUCAAGUCAACCGAGAAGCAGUUACAGGAAAAGUUGAAUUUGGCGCUUUCUGAGAAGAAAGUCUCUGAUCAGCAGCUUGCUUCUCACACGAGCACUAUCACUGAAUUAAGAAAGCAGCAGUCAAGAGCCGUUGAACUUCAAUUAGCAGCCGAAGCCCGCAUUUUAGAUGCAGAAGCACAGUUGAAAAGAGAAGUUGAAGAAAAAUCAAAGCUUAAACAAGAACUGGCUUCAUGUACUUCCAAGUUGAAAAGCGAAGUUGAGGAAAAAUCAAAGCUUGAACAAGAACUGGCUUCAUGUACGUCCAAGUUGAGAAGCGAAGUUGAGGAAAAAUCAAAGCUUGAACAAGAACUGGCUUCAUGUACGUCCAAGUUGAGAAGCGAAGUUGAGGAAAAAUCAAAGCUUGAACAAGAACUGGCUUCAUGUGAGUCCAAGUUGAGAAGCGAAGUUGAGGAAAAAUCAAAGCUUGAACAAGAACUGGCUUCAUGUGCGUCCAAGUUGAAAAGCGAAGUUGAGGAAAAAUCAAAGCUUGUACAACAACUGGCUUCAACCGACUGCAAUAUCCAAUGAUUAAUGAUAUGAGAGUUUGAAGACGAUGGGUCACGUGGUCAGUGGCGAAUCCAGGAUUCAAGUUCAGCUAGGGUGGUUUGACCGUUGACCGACGAUUGUUGACUAUCGACAAUCGUAAUUGUUCGAUCGUUUAUUAAAAUUUGGUUACAUAAUAUUAAAAGUUCUUCAAUAUA
Messenger RNA from Olea europaea var. sylvestris, 1716 nucleotides. Its product is annotated as early endosome antigen 1-like. Bases 35 to 1543 code for a protein of 502 amino acids. NCBI's taxonomy places the organism in Eukaryota, Viridiplantae, Streptophyta, Magnoliopsida, Lamiales, Oleaceae. The transcript is spliced from 2 exons. The record is from RefSeq and is a predicted model, not a curated record.